Messenger RNA from Pyricularia grisea, 3285 nucleotides. RefSeq lists its product as uncharacterized. Lineage: Eukaryota; Fungi; Ascomycota; Sordariomycetes; Magnaporthales; Pyriculariaceae. Bases 1 to 3285 code for a protein of 1094 amino acids. The record is from RefSeq and is a predicted model, not a curated record. The transcript has a single exon.
AUGCCUCGCGCGUCCUCCUCGGCAAAGCGACAUCAGGGAGCCGCCAGCCGCGACGCCAGCACCCGUCACGACAAUGGCCUUGUAGGCCCCGGGAAGCGUAUCAGCAGCAAGCAGAGGAGCCAGAGCCUGCUCGAUGGUGGCGCCCCUCGCCAGUCGGUACUCGAAAACUGCUCAAAUGCCGCCAAAGACAACGUCGAGAAUGAUCAACCCCGAUCCGCCUCGAGGCAGCAGAAUUCACUUUCACCGGCUAGAAACGGUCACACAAACGGCAAGGCCAACGGCUACGUUAACGGCUAUGCAAACGGCAAUGGAAUCGGGUCCAAGCACCAGAACGGGCAGCAUCGCGACAUGACUCCUCCAGCCCCCACCAACGCUACGACCGGCGAGCUCAAAUCCACCACGACUCUCUCGAGGCCCUCGACUGGCGCCAGCUCAGAAAACCUCAUGUCGGCGGACUUGGAUUCUCCUGCUAAUAGUCAAGCGCAUCCUCACAUGUGCAACCCGGAGGAGAAUGCUCGUCGUAUCGACGUCAACGCUGCCAAGAACGCCAACGUGCACCGCGAUACCGGUCCUCUCGAGUUUGCCCUGACCGUCCUGCGCUCUUGCCCGCUCUACGACACCAUAGCCAUUCUAAUAAUCCUUAUGCAGCUGUCUCCGAUUGCCCUCUCACUGAUCUACGGCCUAUUUACCCUCCUGACCUUUGUCCCGCCUGUUACUACCAGUUCUGGUCUAAGCAUCACCGACAUGUUUGAAGCAGCCAUUGGCACACCUUCGAUAACGGUCUUGCUAUGCAUAGACUGCGUGUUCCUACUCGUGUGGAUAUUUUUGCCGGGGCUCCUGCAGAACUUCCUGCUCGACUUUGCCCAGGUGACUAUUGCUCUCACUCUGGGUGGCGGCGGGAGUUCCCGGCAAGGGUCGCUCAACACAUUUAUGCUCUGCACAAUUAUUGUCGGUCUGUCACGUUUCGGACAACACUCGAAUGUCUCGAGCCUUUCCCGGAUAACAACGCUUUUGGGAGGAAAUGGCUGGGGAUCAUCAGAAUCCUCAGGCUCUCUAGGCACGUCCUCCUUUUCGACGUCGAGGAGGAAUGGGACGUAUGCCUGGAUACGAAACGUCUUGGCCGUACAUAUAGUUAUGCAGGGCCUCGUCAAAUUUGUUCGCGAAUGGUAUUUAAGAAGAGAAAAAAGAGAUGCACAACCUCAGAGUCAGCUGGAUCCCGAAGCCGGCAAAACUUUGUUUCCUGGAGAAUCGAGCACCGAAGGUCCACAUGGGCCUCAGACGGAAAGCGAGGCUAGUAGUUCGGCGGCCGCGGGUGGGAACCCGUCGUCAACUACGGUUUCGGUGUCAACAAAAAAGAAAAGGAAACAGAGUGCGCAGGUUCGGAUACGGCAGCCUCUUUGGGCUGCACUCGCAAGUACAAAAAUUGUUAUGGUAAAAGAAUACGAACUAUCAACAGCCGCGCGGGAAUCCGCCGGCUCGAACGCUACUGACAUUCACAACCUCGGAAAUGCGCCUUUCAACACGCAACCUGGUCAGAUAUGGGUCUGCUAUGUCGGCAGCGACGAGAUUUGCUUUGCGACAAGCCACUUCCCUGACGACGCAGUUGAGGAAGAAGAACCGCAAGAGAAUGCAAGACAUAGCACCUCUUGGGUCGACAGCAGCAAGCCAUUUUUCGUCAGAGUUAAUAAUGCCAUCUGGCAGCCGACGCGCAUAACGCGCAUGGAAGAUGAUGGUGAGGAAGGCAAGACGCAGCCAGGGUCGCGCUGGACGGGUGACAUUUAUGGCCUGACGCCCAUGUCAAGCUAUGAAUGCGAGUUUGUUAGCACCCUUACCAACGAAGUCAUCUUCUCGACAAGCGUCAGAACGGCUCAGGCCCGGACCCGGGAUGCCGACCAGUCAGCCAGCACGGCGCAGAUCACGACGCAUCGGGUGCUCUCCCGCAAGGACCCUGCCACGACGCUCAAGACUUCGAUUGCCAACCAGGAGGUGAAGCUUGCGGAGGAGAAGGUCAAGCUCAAGGGCCUCCGGAAAGAGAACAAUCGCAAAGUCAACCAGCUCCGCAAGGAAAUCGAGAAGCUGAGCAACACGGUUCAGUCUUCGGGCAGCAACGACGAGAAGUGGCGACAGAAGAUCAACCAACACAACACACAGCAAGCCCAGGCAGAACAAUCUGUGCGGGAGCUCGAGAUGCAGAUUAAGGAUAUGGAGACGGUACCCGAAGAGGUCCUUGAUCGGUAUCGCCAAAAGCAGGUAGAGUGGAACGCAGAGAAGAGCAAGUUCGACGCCGCUCGCUCGGCAUUCAAAAGCUUCAAGACAAAUAUCGACCAGGGCCUGAAGCAGCUCGUCGCCGACCGGGAUGCGCUGCAGAACAAGCGGAACAAGAUUGCGGCUCGCAUUGCCAAGCUCGACGACGAACACGCACGCAUCACCGACGCCAAUGCCCGUGGACUCGACGAGGCCGAACGGAGGAGACAACAACGCGCGGCCUUUCUGGCGGACGUGGAGCGGACGGAGAAAUCAUUUGCAGAGACAAUUGGUGCGGUUAGAGCUUACAACCAGGAAAAGUCUCAGCAAGUGCAUGCGUUGAGUGCGGCUCUAGCUGCUUACUAUGAAACCGCGACGGCCGGUGCUCUCCCUUACGAGGGCAUGGUGUACAACCAAGCGGCAAUAAUGCAGGACCCGAGCUACCAGCAGAUGUGGGGAGCCACUUCGGCGCCGGCACAGCCGCCGUACGGUGUACCGCCAUCCAUGUCCAUGUCCAUGUGGCCAGCCGCGGCCUCGGCCGGACCUCUUUCGCAGUCAAUUUUGUCCACUCCUCCGCAUCCUUCAAAUGGUCUGCAGCACCACUACCCGGCAGUCACGUCAUCCCCCCAGCAGUUCAAUCCCCAGGCAGUGAUACAACAGCCCAAUUCGGCCAAGAAGCAGCGUCGCGGUAGAUCCAGCUCGAUGCUGUCUGACGUGUCGGGAUUUACGCAAUCCGACCACGGCGACGAGGACCAGGGAACCAAUGGAUACCAUCAUCACGGCUACAGCUUCGGCAGUGGCGGCGGUGCAGGUUCAUCUUCUGGUACUCCUUCUCGCAUCCAGCGCCCUCCGCCAGGUCUGUUUGAGCAGUUCCGUGCUUAUCACCGACGUAACGACACUGGGUCCGGUUCUGGUUCGGGCUGUGGCCUCGGCGGGUCCAACUCUGGUCCGGACUCAGGAGGCAACAGCAGCAGCGGCAGCGUGCGCAGUCGAGAGUCGGGUGAUUCUCUUGGCGCUGGCGAGCCUGCGAGCCCGAUCUAG